AUGCCGGAACCCGCCAAAUCAGCUCCCGCUCCUAAGAAGGGCUCGAAGAAGGCCAUUACAAAGGUCCAGAAGAAAGAUGGCAAGAAGCGCAAGCGCAGCCGCAAGGAGAGCUACUCGGUCUAUGUCUACAAGGUGCUGAAACAGGUUCAUCCUGAUACCGGCAUCUCGUCCAAGGCCAUGGGUAUCAUGAACUCCUUUGUCAACGACAUCUUUGAGCGCAUCGCGAGCGAGGCGUCUCGCCUGGCUCAUUACAACAAGCGCUCGACCAUCACAUCUCGGGAGAUCCAGACCGCCGUGCGCCUGCUGCUACCCGGGGAGCUGGCCAAGCACGCCGUAUCAGAGGGCACUAAGGCCGUCACCAAGUACACCAGCUCCAAAUAA
Molecule: messenger RNA, 381 nt
Organism: Chrysochloris asiatica (Cape golden mole)
Lineage: Eukaryota; Metazoa; Chordata; Mammalia; Afrosoricida; Chrysochloridae
Product: histone H2B type 1-F/J/L-like
Exons: 1
Coding region: 1-381 (126 amino acids)
Cellular component (GO): nucleosome
Molecular function (GO): DNA binding; structural constituent of chromatin; protein heterodimerization activity
Source: RefSeq, a predicted model, not a curated record